AGCUCCGCUGGCAUUGGCUCGCGAGCUAACAUGCUAGCUCUCCGGUUGUCAGAGCCGCUGUCAACAGCCACUAACGGACGGAGCAGCGUCCCCCCGACUAACGAGCAGGGCCGGUUGCAAACUCGCCAGGUCUCCGGCACAAGUUAACCUGAUUCCGCCCUGUGUAAUCGUGUUUCGCCGCGAAAUGUGACGUUAGCUCGAAAGAGACUCGUCUUCUUCCUCCCCGGCUCGCCGUCUUCAAGACAUCCAGCCGGUACCUUUCCGCCGGGUGGUUUUUUUGGCGUCCUCUCCCGGCUCGUCGGGCGAAGCGAGUCCCUCCGUCAGCGCCGGGGCAUCGACGGGCGACGGGCGGAGCUGGUGGACUCUCCCGGGCGGGAUGGACGGGCGGUGAAUACGACAUCCACUCCAGAGGUGCACGUUGCUUUCGUAAUGACAAUCUGCUGUGCAGAAGAUGUCCACGCUGUCUGUGACUGAUAUCCCAGAUGUUGGUCAUGACGAGAGGAAGGUGUUUGUCGGGGCCUCUGAGCUGCAGCUGGACUGCGUGGUUGAGGAGAACGGCGGAAGCGGCGCAAUGAAGCGGGACGGCCUGCUGUCGCUGGCUGACCUCUCCCAGCCGGGCGACUUCCCCCCCGCACCCCCCCACAACGGCCUGCCGCCGUCGCGCGUGAGGAGCCCCCUGCCGGUGGAGCUGGGCGACAUCAAGCCGGAGCCGUCUGCGGGCGACGCGCCGGACAGCUUAGAUGGCCACCCGGUGAAGAGGAAGAAAGGCCCCGCCCCCAAGAUGCUGGGCAACGAGGUGUGCAGCGUGUGCGGCGACAAGGCGUCCGGCUUCCACUACAACGUGCUGAGCUGCGAGGGCUGCAAGGGCUUCUUCCGCCGCAGCGUCAUCAAGAGCGCCCAGUACAGCUGCAAGAACAACGGCCGCUGCGAGAUGGACAUGUACAUGCGGCGCAAGUGCCAGCAGUGCCGCCUGCGCAAGUGUCGGGAGGCGGGCAUGCUGGAGCAGUGCGUGCUCUCCGAGGAGCAGAUCCGGCUGAAGAAGAUGAAGAAGCAGCACGAGGACGAGUCGGCGCGCUCGUCCGCCGUGGUCACGCCCACGCCGUCUCCUGCGGCGCCGCCGUCGCUGGACCCGCAGCAGCAGGACAUGAUCGACAAGCUGGUGGCGAUGCAGAAGCAGUGCAACAAGAGGUCGUUCCUGGACCGGCCCCGAGUCACCCCGUGGCCACAGAGUCAGGACCUGCAGAACCGCGAGGUGCGCCAGCAGCGCUUCGCCCACUUCACGGAGCUCGCCAUCAUGUCGGUCCAGGAGAUCGUGGACUUCGCCAAGCAGCUGCCGGGUUUCCUGGAGCUCACCAGGGAGGACCAGAUCGCCCUGCUGAAGACCUCCACCAUCGAGAUUAUGCUGCUGGAGACGUCUCGCCGGUACAACUCGACGAUAGACAGCAUCACGUUCCUGAAGGACUUCAGCUACAAUAAGGAGGACUUCGCCAAAGCAGGGCUUCAGCUCGAGUUCAUCAACCCCAUCUUUGAGUUCUCCAAAGGAAUGAACGACCUGCAUCUGGACGAGGAGGAAUACGCUCUGCUCAUCGCCAUCAACAUCUUCUCCGCAGAUCGGCCCAACGUGCAGGACCACGACCUGGUGGAGCGGCUGCAGCAGCCCUACGUGGACGCGCUGCGCUCCUACAUCAUGAUCAAGAGACCCAAUGAUCAUCUGAUGUUCCCCCGCAUGCUGAUGAAGCUGGUGAGCCUGCGCACGCUGAGCAGCGUCCACUCGGAGCAGGUGUUCGCGCUCCGCCUCCAGGACAAGAAGCUCCCGCCGCUGCUCUCCGAGAUCUGGGACGUCAACGAGUGACCGGCGGGGGCUGCCCGGGAACACUGGCCUCCUCUCUGCUGCCCCGUGUGGUCGGAUCGGCUAUAGCGGCGAAAUUGAUUUUUUUUUUGUUGGUGGGUUUUUUUCGUGGGAAGAGGAAGAGGAGGAGGAGAGCAUCGUCGCCCCUUUGCUCUCAAACGGACUGAGACGCGGAGACCCAUGAACACUUUUUUGCAUAGACGCUGACGUGAUUAUGGGGAUUAUUGAAUACCAGAUAAUGAGGCGCCGGUUUUCUUUUGAUUUGGGAUCUGUCGAUUUUCUCGUUGCAGUUCUCGACCCGUCGUCUAACAUUAUGAUCUGAGCGGGUUCACCGCAGGAUCUCCUUUUGUUUGCAGUCGUGCAAUAGUUGACACACACACACACACACACACACACACUCGCACUCACACUGUGCUGUUCACUUUAUUGACGUUGGGUUAAAGUGGGAGGCCGCCCGCUCGGCAUUGUGGGUUGUGAUCUGGCAACAAAUGGUCCGCGUCGUUGAGUAAGUGCAGGAACCCGAGGCGGUGGGCGUGGUCGCUCAGGUAAAGUCAUGUGACCUCGGCCUCUGGGGUUAGGAGGCUUCUAUGAUGCCCGUUGGAAUGAGAGGGCCUUUUUCGUCAUUCAUGGACGGCCAUCGACUUUCAUGUAAAUUGUAUAUUUAUUUUCACAAGAAAAGGAACAAAAUGUGUAGAGCUCGUACACAAACACACACAGACGCCCACAUAGACAGACAGACAGACAGACACACACAUAGAUACAGACGCCCAUAUAGACACAGACAGACACACACAGAGACAGACAGAUACACAGACGCCCACAUAGACACAGGGACACACACACACACAGAUACACAGAUGCCCAUAUAGACACAGGGACACACACACACACGCAGAUAGACAUACACAGACGCCCAUAUAGACACAGGGACACAGAUGCGCACACAGACAAACGCACAGACACACAAGCACACACACAAACGCACAAGCAAACACACACACAGACAUACACACAUAUGCAAAUAAACACGCACAUACACACACAGAUGCACAUGCACACAGACACACACAUACACACAAGCACACACACAGAUGCACACAGACAGAUUGUACAAUCGCAUACUUGACGCACAAGAAAGUGGCGAAGAGGAAACGUAAAGUCUUUAUUGUCAGAGCUCCGGGGCGGUGCGGACGAGUCUUCAAAUUCCAUGUAAAGAUUUAAAGAAACUAAAAUGAAGGAAGUCCAGCUGCCGUCUCUGUGACUCCGCCUCUUUCCAAAUCAAUAAACAACCGUCUGGACAAAGAGGCAUUGAUGAAGAAAGUAGCAGGAAUCAAAUUCACGGUCGUGUCACCAACGUGUCUGCGGGAUGAACUCUGUUGAUUCUUAAUUACAAAGCGGUUUAUAUUUAGAUGUUUUUGUUUGUAAGCGGUGUGAGAAAUGUACACGCGAUAUUCGUAGAGCUCGAGCGGGACGAAGAGGAUGCGACGGCCUUUUAUUUUUGAUAAUGUGUGUGAAUGACGCUGAGGGCGCCGUGUGCGGCUGGACGUCAGGCGGGAAACGAUCUCCAUCUUUACCGGGUCGGAGUGAGGAAACGCCUCGUCCAGAACCACGAUGUACCAACGCCGUAAUAAAGUGGAGCGGAGAGCCGUCGAUGAGUUCUAAUAAACUUCAUACAGAGAACGACAUGUCUGCUCCGGCUGUGUUUUUCAGGUGUGGACUUGAACUGCGUGAUAAAGAAAUGUCGACGCAAAGUCAUAAUUGCGAAGUUUUACUUUUUUAUUUAUAUUUUUAGGGUUUGAAAACCAGACGACGUGAUGCAGUGUACACGGCAAGUUUAACUUAAAAUCAAGCGUUACACUGGAUUGCUUUGCUUCUUUUUUUUCUUUUUUUACCAUUUGUAGCUACAAUUUAUUUUGUUUUUUAAAUUUCAUAAGCCAAAAUGAAACAAUUAAUAGUAAUAUCGAUACGCACGACUCUCGCAGCAACACGGGCGACCAGCGACGCCCUUCUCAAUUAUAGCGGCAGCCGGGCCUCGUUUUUUUAUUUGAUCCACAUUUUAAUUUUGUGUUUUGAUCAUUUUCAAUCUUCUACAUUUCUCUCCUUCCAAGAAUGUCUGUUUUAAAUAUAUUUGUUUGAUUUUAUUGACCUUUUGUGAUCUGACAAAUAGUCUUAUUUAUACAUAAUAUAUUUGAUUUAUAUAUAUACAAUAUAAUAUAUAUAAAUAUAAUAUAUAUUGUAUAUAUAAUUAUUUGAAAUUGGCAAUAAAAAAACCAUUUCUAUUUUAAAUUUUAAAUAAUUUCUCCAAAGCAGACAUUUUAAACACAUCUUUAACAGAUCGUAGGAAUAAGUUGUCAAGUCAGCAUUUACCGCCUGUGCGAUAUAUACAAAUAGAUUUGUGACUUUUCUCUAAUUCUUCCUGCUUCCUUUUCUGCAUCAGUCUCUGCUCUCUCCGGUGAGCGCCACCUAUUGGUUGAACACAAACAAGUGGAUGCUGUCCUUCCCCAUUCUUUGUUGUAAUAACUGUGGUGACAGAAACAAUAGUAACCAGAGCUUAACUUCCUCUUUCUCAGCAAAAACAAAAACGCCUUACAAAAGGAUUCAUUUUUCUUCUUCUUACUGCUCGCCAACUGGAAGCUAUUAUAAUUUAUUUUUAAACGGCAUCAUGAGGAGCUUAACUUUUUCAUUCCCAUCUUUAGCUUUGUGACAAACGUUGCCUGAAAGUCAAACUUAAUACCGCUCAUCUGAAAAAUUAUGCAUAAUAUGAGUAAAAGACUUUCUGAUCGUGUUUUGUUUCUUUUGGUUUUUAUUAAUGCUCAAUACAUGAUUUAUUGAUAUUCUUAUAUCCCUCUCUCCCUUGUAUAAUGUAUUUAAUUGUUUUCCUUAUUUUUUACUGGUCAAUCAAUAUCAAAGAAGCAGAAUAAUCAGUGUGCAUAACUUUCAGACAAUACAAGUGAUUAUAAUUAUUUUCGGGGUUCCUUUUGAAAUUAAAUGUGCUUGGUUUUUUCCCGCUUGCAGUUCAUCUCGAACCAUUAAGUUAAAAAAUUUUUUUUAAAGUAGGUUCUGUAUUUGGGGGAAUUUUCCAACAGCUGAAUCCCAGAUGUCCUGACUUUCUUUCUCAAGCGUACAUGUUAGAGCUGUCCGUAUCAAAGGUUAAUUGUUCUGUAUAUACUGUAACGGUCAUCUCUGAUCUCACUUGCUUCCCGUCUUCAAAGAGUGACACUGUAAACAUUGAUGAUGUAUAGAAAUGCAAAUCUAUUUUAAUACUCGUAACUCAUGAAGACCUUGUUUUGUAUGUACAGUAUGAAUUAAAGCUGUGCUGUAGUGAU
Molecule: messenger RNA, 5175 nt
Organism: Pseudoliparis swirei
Lineage: Eukaryota; Metazoa; Chordata; Actinopteri; Perciformes; Liparidae
Gene: nr1h3
Product: nuclear receptor subfamily 1, group H, member 3
Exons: 11
Coding region: 452-1852 (466 amino acids)
Biological process (GO): negative regulation of transcription by RNA polymerase II; cell differentiation; positive regulation of transcription by RNA polymerase II
Molecular function (GO): RNA polymerase II cis-regulatory region sequence-specific DNA binding; nuclear receptor activity; zinc ion binding
Source: RefSeq, a predicted model, not a curated record